AUGAGACAGAGGAAGGUGUGUGAUGUGAAGCUGUGCUGGGCGGUCCGCUCUCUGAAGGAGACGAUGGAGGACUGUUGGGACCAGGACGCAGAGGCCCGCCUCACAGCACAGUGUGCAGAGGAGCGACUGGCAGAGCUGCUCAUCAUAUGGGACCGCUCCAAGUCUGUCAGCCCUACACUGAACCCCAUGUCCACAACCCUGCACAAUGAGAGAAAUCGCAUGACGCCAAAAUCCGGCCCAUACACAGACCACCCCUCUACUUACAUUGAGGAGCAUGAGGGCGUUGCCAAGAACACGCAGGGGGACACCACUGGCUCUGUGAGCGGUCGGGCUGGGGCCGGUACUGGGACCGGAGAAAGAAACAGGAACUCCAUCAACCAGGAGCGCCAGCAGCAAGCCAACGCCCGCCUGCCCAGCCCAGAGGGCAGCAGCACCAGCAUGGGGCUGAGAGGCAGCCCAUCAGCCUCCACCACCACCACCACUAUCAUCUCUGACUCUGAGGGACCUGCAGGGACCUCAGUCCCCGUCUGCCUCCACCUUACCCAGGAGGACCUGGAAACCACCAAGCUAGACCCGAAAGAAGUAGACAAGAAUCUGAAGGAGAGUUCGGAUGAGAACCUGAUGGAACACUCACAGAAACAGUUCUGCUCUCCAGAUCCGCUGAGUCCCGGCAGCUCCAGUCUCCUCUACCCACUAAUCAAGAUGGCAAGUGAGGCAGCAGGCACAUCAGACCCCGCCGCUCCCAUGCCCUCCACCAUCUUCCCCCUGCCCAAGCAGCAGAACUUGCCAAAAAGGCCGUCCAGUCUGCCCCUGCGCAACAAGCCCCCCAAGAAGGAGUCAUCCUCGUCCUCACUCAGAUUCAAGUUUGGCCGCUCUGGGAAGUCCAACCUGCGGCAGGUGGAGGGAACAAAGAUGAACAUUGGUGCAGUAACAGGCACAAACACAGCUGCAGAAGUUAACCGGGUCCCAGGCACAAACAACACACCCGCUCUACGAGACACGCACCUCAACGGGAGCGCGAAUGGCGCUGCUAACGGUCAUGCCGGUGUAGGGAUCUCCUCCAUGGCUACAGGUGGAGCGACAGGUUUUGGAGGAUCUGGCAUCACUCAAAACGGCUCCGGAGCCCUGAGGUCCGACGACAGCCGCCUCAGCCUUGGUGUCAUCACGGCCAGCCCCGACGAGAACGAGCCGCUCCUGAGCCGCGAGCGAGAGCAGCCCGACCCGAGAGCGAUGUCGUCGAGCGUAGCGGCUCUCCGCUCAGCACGACCCAACACAAACAACAACAACAGCAACACUGGCCUGGGAAAGGGAAAUGAGAGCGGAGGGGAGAGUGAUGGAGGAGAAGAGGAGGGAAGUGGGGAGGGAGGAAGCAGGGAAACCACAGGGCCCUCAGGAGAGAACUCGGGGUCGGGAUCCAGCGUCGCUGUCCCCCAGGGGGAGCCUUCGGUCAUCAUGAGGGGGGAGGCCCUGCUCAGGCAGCCCAGAGCCCGCAGGCCUGAGAGACCCAACUCCCUGGACCUGUCCUUCACCACACAGGACCUGGCCUCACUAGGGGACGGCCUGCAGCUAGAUGGAGCCUUUGAGACAGGAGAAAAGAUCAAGAAGCGCGUAAAAACACCUUACUCCCUGAAGAAGUGGCGCCCCACCACAUGGGUCAUCUCCACAGACACCAGGGGGCCGGAGGUCAACAACAACGGGUCCUCCCGUGGUCAAGGUCACAGUCAGAACCGGCCCAAGUCCAGUUCGGCCAUCUACCUGCGCGGAGGGAGCUUGGCCAGCGAGCCAAGUAACACCCACGUGUGAACACAGGCUCUGUGACAAGACUGAAAAAAACAACCCAGAAAGCGUUUGGUUUCUGUCUGUUGAGCUCUCAAUCAGCAAGAGGAAGCUAUGGAGUGUCUUGUGAACAAACAUUCGAGUCUGAUGGUGUACAGUAAUUAGGUCUGUCUCACUCCUGUGUGUCUUUCUGAUGAUGGCAUUGCUUUAAAUGGAAUCCAGCUAUGCAGCAUUCUCAUCUGCUUCUGUUUCCGCGUUUUUAAUAAUCUCCCUUCUUCGAUUUUGUUUCAUGUUUCAAAUGGAUAUCUUUCUUUCUAUGUGCACUUUGAACCAACUAAAAUCAGUGUUUAGAAGUCCUGUCCUGUUGCGACCACCACAAGAAGUGGUCUCUAAGCUUAAAAAGGCGAUGAAAAACAAUCAACGCUUUGAGCGUUCUUUCUCAACCUAGCUGUAUCAAGCUAGGUUUGAGAGCAGGCUCUGUAAAAUAAUUGACGGUCUUAAAA
Messenger RNA from Notothenia coriiceps (black rockcod), 2279 nucleotides. Its product is annotated as bone morphogenetic protein receptor type-2. The transcript has 4 exons. Lineage: Eukaryota; Metazoa; Chordata; Actinopteri; Perciformes; Nototheniidae. The coding region runs from base 1 to 1803 and encodes 600 amino acids. The record is from RefSeq and is a predicted model, not a curated record.